AUGAUUCCUCCGGGGGAAUGCCUGUAUGCUGGGAGGAAAAGGAGGAAACCCAUUCAAAAACAAAGGCCUGCAGUUGGGAAUGAAAAAUCAAAUCCUUCGAAGAGACACAGAGACCGUCUGAAUGCAGAACUGGACCACCUGGCCAGCCUCCUUCCUUUUCCACCUGACAUCGUAUCAAAGCUGGACAAACUUUCUGUCUUGCGCCUUAGUGUCAGCUAUCUCCGAGUCAAAAGUUUCUUUCAAGCCAUUCAAGAAAAGCACUUUAAGAAGCAAGUUGGCCAAACGAUAAAAGAAGACAGUAUACCUAACAAGACUGCUGUACAAGAAGGUGGACUUCUGCUAGAAUCACUGAAUGGUUUUGCCUUGGUGGUGAGUGCAGAUGGAAUGAUAUUCUAUGCGUCAUCGACCAUUGUGGACUAUCUAGGGUUUCAUCAGACUGAUGUAAUGCACCAAAACAUAUAUGAUUACAUUCACGUGGAUGACCGCCAGGAUUUCUGUAGACAACUGCACUGGGCCAUGAAUCCUCCCCAGAUGUCAGGACAGCAACUACAGUCAGAAACAGGAGAAGAAUAUAUUCUCAGUAAAUUGUUCAAAGCACAAGAGAAUGACAGCAUGACAACAGAUUAUUCUUCCUUUUUAACUCGUUGUUUCAUCUGUCGAGUUCGCUGCUUGUUGGACAGUACUUCUGGAUUCCUUACAAUGCAGUUCCAAGGCAAACUAAAGUUCCUCUUUGGACAAAGGAAGAAGUCCUCAUCAGGAACAGUACUGCCACCUCAGCUGUCCUUAUUCUGCAUAGUGGUACCACUUCUCCUCCCUUCUGUGACAGAGAUGAAGAUGAAAAGCCUGCUUGUGAGAACAAAACACAAAGCUGAUGAUGCAGCAGCAGCAAACACAAACUACAGUUCAAAAGGCAGUUCAGGACUUUGUGAAGCAACAGAAUUAUAUGGAAGAAACAAUCACCAUGAAGGUGCUGCCUUCACUAAUGCAUUACAGAUUGCUGAAAACCAAAUCAAAGCAAAGAAUAAUGGAGAAAAUGGCAUUUCUCUAGUGAAAGUACAAACAAAUGAAGAUCACUGGGUCUGGGUUCAAGCUAACACUCAACUUCUGUAUCGAAGUGGUUGUUCAGAAUAUGUCCUUGCCCAACAGCAAAUGUUAAAGGAAGAAGAUGAACAGCUGAAGAUACUAAGUGGUUUUGCCAGUUUAAAAGGAAACCUGGAGGGGCUUUCCUACAACAGUGCCAUUGAAACUCUGGGCCAGUGGAAGCAUCUUAACUGGGCAGCAGUGAAGAAUGAACAAGAUAAUGUAAAAGUGAAGUUUGAGCCUCAUACUAAUGGUGAGUGUUUUAUGCAAGAGGAACCUCUCAGUUCUAACACAUCAGUUUUAGGCAUUCAAAACAACUGUACCACAAACAGUAGCUGGGCUUUAAGAAACUCCAGUUCUUGUUCUAUGAGCCAGAGAAUGAGCACAUGUCCAAACAGGAGAGGUGGAUCAUUCUACAACAGAGACCAAAAUUUUUUAAAUUUGGCAUCAACUUGUCCUUCCCACUGGGGGAACACAGAAAACGGCCAGUCUUACUCGGGGCUCCAACAGCGCUGUGCAGAGAACUAUGCGCCAGACCAUCUGAAGCUGCAGAGACCACUGACAUCCUCAGAGCCUCUCUAUGACACAGCCAUUCCCUUGGAGAUGCCCAUCAAAACGGAGUAUGACUCUGACUCUGAAAACAUUGCCGAUAACUACCUGCUUUCGCAGAGCCGAGCCUGGCUGGAUGAGAGCGGCCCGGUGAGAAAGCAGGUGCCCAGCUAUCCCAGCAGAGUGCACCUCAAAACAGAGCCGGACCUCUGCCAGCCUGCCCUGCCUUGCCAGAAGCCAAGGCACUGCCUUUACACACCCCAUAACUGGCAACGCAUCAUAGCAAAUCAUCCCAAUAGCCUGAACUUGAACCGAGCUGGCAAGGCUUCGCGGAGCAAGGAGGUGGCCCCCUUUUGCCCUCAGAACUCCUCUGUGUGUUUGGAAAGCGUGCCCGACCUGCCACACACAGCUUGCUACAGCCACUUCUACAGCCCCGGCCCAGGGGAGGAGAAAGAGCAGGUUAAUGAGGUGUUCAAAAUGCCAUGUGAAUUUAAAAAUCCCUGCUUGGUUCAAGCAAUCAAGCGUGAGCCCCUGGAUUCUCCACCAUUGUCCAACAGUGGACAGAACAGAGUACACGCAAGCUUCCCUGAAAAUACAUUAGCAGGUCUUGUGCCUCAUAAAACCACUGAAUGUACAUUUUUGCAAUAG
Molecule: messenger RNA, 2277 nt
Organism: Passer montanus (Eurasian tree sparrow)
Lineage: Eukaryota; Metazoa; Chordata; Aves; Passeriformes; Passeridae
Gene: AHRR
Product: aryl-hydrocarbon receptor repressor
Exons: 10
Coding region: 1-2277 (758 amino acids)
Biological process (GO): regulation of transcription by RNA polymerase II
Cellular component (GO): aryl hydrocarbon receptor complex; nucleus
Molecular function (GO): nuclear receptor activity; transcription cis-regulatory region binding; protein dimerization activity
Source: RefSeq, a predicted model, not a curated record